Molecule: messenger RNA, 4106 nt
Organism: Symphalangus syndactylus (siamang)
Lineage: Eukaryota; Metazoa; Chordata; Mammalia; Primates; Hylobatidae
Gene: ZNHIT3
Product: zinc finger HIT-type containing 3
Biological process (GO): maturation of LSU-rRNA from tricistronic rRNA transcript (SSU-rRNA, 5.8S rRNA, LSU-rRNA); snoRNA localization; box C/D snoRNP assembly
Cellular component (GO): nucleus; pre-snoRNP complex
Molecular function (GO): protein binding
Source: RefSeq, a predicted model, not a curated record
CUACGCACCAGACAGCGCUGCCAGGAGGCAGAGCUCUGAAAACCUCGACAACGACGCCUCUCUCUCCAGUGCCCGCACUGCGUCCCAAGCUGACAGCCUUGGGCGGCCAUUAGGACGGGUCUGGAGGGGACAUCAGUGUGGACAUCUAGUUGCUGGGCCUGGGGUCACAGCCCCCUUUCUUGUCUGAGCUGGCCACUGCCCGGAGGAGCUGCGCUGUGGGCCUUAGUGUGCCACCACCUAACAGCCAUCGCGGCUGAGCCCACCUCCUUUCCCGGACAUUAGAGGACGAGGGGUGCGCAGGUCGGGGAAAGCUGGGGGCAUCCAGAUAUCCAGAGUAGAGGAGGGGCCUCUUCCCUGCGUGGAUGUGCAUGGGAGGGAUUCCAGGAAUUUAAUUUUCUUUUCUCUUUUCUUUUCUUUUGAGAUGGAGUCUCGCUCUGUCACCAAGCUGGAGUGCAGUGGCGCGAUCUGGGCUCACUGCAACCUCCGCCUCCCGGGUUCAAGCGAUUCCCCUGCCUCAGCCUCCCAAGUAGCUGGGACUGCAGGCACGUGCCACCACACCUGGCUAAUUUUUUGUAUUUUAGUAGAGAUGGGGUUUCACCAUGUUGGCCAGGAUGGUCUCGAUCUCCUGACCUCAUGAUCUGCCCGCCUUGGCCUCCCAAAGUGCUGGGAUUACAGGCGUGAGCCACCGCGCCUCGUCGAAUUUUCUUUUUUCUUUUUUUUUCUGUAGUCAUCAUCUCUCCACUCGCAGGUAGGGGAGUCAGCGUGGUUUGUAUGCGGGUGGGAGGGAUUGAGCCCCUGAAAAUGGUUAGGAUUGUCUUUGGCCUCAGCCUCGGUACACACAUCACAGGGCAAAUCAAGCAGACAGUGGUGAGUCCGCCACAGUGGGCAAAUUUCUACCCAUGCCAGACAGUGCACAGGAUCUUUUUUUUCUCUCUCUCUCUCUUCCUUUUGAGACAAGGUCCUGCUCUGUCACCCAGGCUGGAGUGCAGUGGCGUGAUCUCCACUCACUGCAACUUCCGCCUCCUGGGCUCAAGCGAUUUUCCCACCUCAGCCUCCCCAGUAGCUGGGAUUACAGGCUCAUGCCACUGACCCCCGCUAAUUUUCGUAUCUUUUUGGGUACAGAUGGGUUUUCGCCAUGUCGCCCAGGCUGGUCUUGAACUCCUGGGCUCAAGCCAUGUGCCCGCCUUGGCCUCCCAAAGUGCUAGGAUUACUGGUGUGAGCCACCUUACCUGGCAGGGCACAGGGUUUUAAAUUAAAUUUAAUUUUUGUUUUUAAUUUUUAGAGACAGAGUCCUGCUCUGUUGCCCAGGCUGGAGUGCAGUAGCGUGAUCUUGGCUCACUACAAUCUCUGCCUCUCAAGUUCUGGCGAUUCUUGUGCCUCAGCCUCCCUAGUAGUUGGGAUUACAGGUGUGCACCACCACACCCAGUUAAUUUUUUCUAUUUUUAGCAGAGACAGGUUUUGCUAUGUUAGCCAGGCUGGUCUUGAACUCCUGGCCUCAAGUGAUCUGCCUGCCUUGGCCUCCCAAAGUGCUGGGAUCACAGGCGUGAGCCACUGCGCCUGGCCUAAAUUUUUCUUCUUUAAGACGGGGUCUCUGGAACGCAGUGGCACAAUCAUAACUCACUGUAGCCUUGAACUCCUGGGCUCAAGUGAGCCUCCAGCCUCAACCUUCUAAGUAGCUGGGACUACAGGCUGGUGCGACCAUGCCCGGCUUGGCACAGGAUUUAAAUAUGGCCCUGGACAAGUCACUGGCCUUCUCUGGCCUUCCCAGGUAAGCUUGGACUUUCCGGGACGCUUCAAGUUCAAAUCAUCAGUGGUACAACUGUUGAACAAUAUGAGGAACGCUGCGGGUUACUGGGCCUGUGUGGACCCGUUUUGGAUUCUAGGCUGCGUCCUGGGCAGAAGUUGGAGGCUGGGACAACUGCAAGCAGGACAGGCAGGUGGCCAGAGGGCCCAGCAGCUUCAGCACUGAGGACUGGACUGGGUCGCCACGCCCAAAGGAAGGAUAAUUACUCACUUCCCACUCAAGAAGCAGAUGGCAGAACCGUUUUGGAGGAGCAUGGCUUGGGGCCUGGGACCUAUGUUCAUGCGGUCCAGAUGGAGGUCCAUGAGAGUUAAGAUUCUUUCUAGAUAUCAUGUAGCACUUCUGAUUACAAAACUUUUUGCACAUGGUCUCCUCUCUGCUUUACAACAGCUCAGGAAAGUAGGCCCAAACAUCCACUUUAAUAGAUGAGGGAGCUCAGAGCGGGUAACCAACCCCUCCAAGUCACACACAGCCAGGGAGGGGGUUGAGCCAAGGUUCAAACCACUACCUUGGUUGUUGCAGAUACAUCCCUGCAGACACGUUUAUUGAAGAGGGACCCUGAAGGCUGAACAGCCAACACAGAAGAGGAGGCACUUGGGAGUAAGGGUGAUUUAUGGCCCUGAGAGAGCCCAGUGCAGGUAGGAUAGGAGCUAAGGUAAGGCUGGGCCAUGCCUAGCUGCAAGCAAAUUUCCUUAAAAAACAAAAAACGUGACUUUGUCUAAACCUAAAGUUUGUGGUGGCAUUCAAGUCCCAUCAUAGCCCAUCUGUCCAGACUCAUCUGCCUGGGAUCACCAUCUUGGGACUAGUGGUCACUGGCCUGCUUCCUGGUCAAUUAGCUUCCGGGACUAGGGGGAGGUAUGAGGAGCCUAGAGUGCAAAAUUUAAGAAGCACUCACUCUCAGGGGCGUGCAGGUGCAGGGUAGCAACAGCAGGACUCUAAGAGUGAGUAUCUUUCCUCCCCGUUUCCCCUUCCUACUUUCACUCUAAGCAUUAAGUUCCCAGAGGACAGAGACGACUUCUUCAUUAGAAGACCCGGGGGGGGCCCAGCACUGAAGGGCUCACAGUUGGAGCUCAAACAUUUGCCAGUGUUCAGGCUCAUCUUUCUUUCCCCAGUGAAAAAUGGCCUAGGUUGGGAAGGGCAGGUUCCUGUCUACUGCGUGAUCCAACCGAUUCUGGUUCGCCCAAUGUCUGGACUUGCCCUUUGCCAAGAAUAAGCAGAUGAGACGGGUGGACGAACCCCAAUGUCCCUGCAAGAUUCAGGAAGUCCCAGCCAGAAAGUAAAGGACGUUUAGUUCCACCUAUUGUUUUCUUUUUAACAUGCGGGGCAACACACCUGGACAGUGUCUCGCAAGAUGGCUUGCUCCAAGCCACACGGCCGCACAGGGACAGGGACUGGGCUACAUAACAAGUUCUUCGACGCUAUGAUCUAAUCAAGGAAAACCUGGGACGCAGCUGCUAGGUGCACAUCGAGUGUAUCGACGCUCUACUUACGAGGACUGGAACACUGAGCAGGAUCAGUCCAUUGCUUUUGCCUACCUGCUGAGCGCUGAUUGGUCCCCGUUUAGGAAACGGAAAAAAAGGGCGUGCACGCGAGCUCGGCUGCGUGAGAUGCGCGCGGCGGCACGGGAAGCAGUCUCCUUCCAUAAGACCAUGGCGUCGCUCAAAUGUAGCACCGUCGUCUGCGUGAUCUGCUUGGAGAAGCCCAAAUACCGCUGUCCAGCCUGCCGCGUGCCCUACUGCUCGGUAGCCUGCUUCCGGAAGCACAAAGGGGAAUCUGCAACAUUAAGAAGCUUAUUGCUCAAUCCACACCUCAGGCAGUUGAUGGUCAACCUCGAUCAGGGGGAAGACAAAGCAAAGCUCAUGAGAGCUUACAUGCAAGAACCCUUGUUUGUGGAGUUUGCAGACUGCUGUUUAGGAAUUGUGGAGCCAUCCCAGAAUGAGGAUUCUUAAGAUGGAUUAUUAUGCUGCUUGCUCAAGCGUGUGCUUGACUCCCAGAACCUGCCUGCUCCCUCUCCCAGGAGACCAGCUAGUGGGGGUGGGGGGGGGGGCGCUCAGGCAAAAGAGGUUUGCAGGAUGCAGACUAGGUUAUGCAGGCCUUUACCGGCAUUGAUGUGGCUCAUGUUUCAGGCAGACAUGGGGUCCUUAAGGUGGCAAGUCCUUUAUGGAGAGAAAACUUGACAUUCAGAUGGUUGUUUUUAAAUGUUUUACUUUUGGUACAGUUGAUAGACAUCAUAAAUGAUAUCAAGCUUUACACUUCAUAUGGAGUUAAACUUGGUCAGUGUUAAUAAAAUCAAAAGAUGUGGUGA